Trichoderma atroviride IMI 206040 is the source of this 405-nucleotide messenger RNA. NCBI's taxonomy places the organism in Eukaryota, Fungi, Ascomycota, Sordariomycetes, Hypocreales, Hypocreaceae. The record is from RefSeq and is a predicted model, not a curated record.
AUGGCUUGGCCAUACAGCCGUGCCUCUUCCCUUCAGCAGCAGCCAAGCGGUCCUGUCUCACUAUUGUGGUCCGGCUUUGCUGGACUCGGUCUGAAAUCAAGGCGGCCGACAUUUAUUCACUCGCUAGCCGAAUGCUCGUUUCCUUUCAUAGGUAGUGCCCAGGCUAGUGUCAGUACUGUACUGGUACUACAUUUUGAAUACGUCCGAUCGGCUACUUCGGGACGGUACAAGAGCCCGUCUCAUAUUGACAACAUGAAAACAGCGCAGGAUCGAUGGUACUUUGAGGAGUCGACGGCACUCGCCAAGAGUAGCGGAAUGCCGCGUAUGAGUGCUCUACUACGAGCAGAGCAACCGGUACUUGCUGAUGAUGCCAAGUUGACACCUGAUGAGGAUUUGAUAACGUGA